AUGGCAGCAGGAAAUCACUCCACAGUGACUGAGUUCAUUCUUGCUGGACUGAUAGAAAAGCCAGAACUCCACUUUUCCCUCUUUCUUUUCUUCCUAGGAGUCUAUAUGAUCACAGUGGUUGGGAAUCUGGGCAUGAUCGCACUGAUUGGGCUCAGUUCUCACCUGCACACCCCCAUGUACUAUUUCCUUAGCAGUUUGUCCUUCAUUGAUUUCUGCUAUCCCACUGCCAUUACCCCCAAAAUGCUGGUGAGCUUUGUGACAGAGAACACCAUCUCCUACCCUGAAUGUAUGACUUUGCUUUACUUCUUUGCUUUUUUUAUUAUUUCAGAAUGUCCUAUGUUGGCUGUGAUGGCGUAUGAUCGUUAUGUUGCCAUCUGUAAGCCACUGCUUUACAACAUCAUCAUGUCUUAUCAGGUCUGCUCCUGGUUGGUAGUUGAAGUAUAUAUGAUGGGCUUGAUUGGUGCCGCUGUUCACACAGCUCGCAUGCUAAGAGUGGUUUUCUGCAAGGCUAAAAUAAUCAACCAUUACUUCUGUGAUGUUUUUCCACUACUGGAGCUCUCCUGCUCCAGCACUUAUGUAAAUGAAGUGGUAGUUUUGUGCUUCAGUUUACUUAAUUUUCUUGCACCAACCUUGACCAUCCUUGGCUCCUAUGUCUCUCUCAUUGCCAGCGAAUCCACUCCACUGAAGGCAGGUCUGAAACCUUUAGCACUUGCAUUUCCCACAUCUUGGCUGUUACAAUUUUCUAUGAUAACAGCUCCAAAUCCAUUAUUCAUUUCACCACCCAGUCAGCAGGAAGGGAGCUGUGAAGGAGAAGAAAGUGCCCCCUCGCUUGAAGAACUCUACCCACAAGUGACACUAAUAUUCACUAACAUCUCUUUGGCUAGACUUAGUCACAUUGUCAAACCCAUAUGCAAGGGUGGCUGA
Messenger RNA from Loxodonta africana (African savanna elephant), 924 nucleotides. RefSeq names its product putative olfactory receptor 8G2. The transcript is spliced from 2 exons. Lineage: Eukaryota; Metazoa; Chordata; Mammalia; Proboscidea; Elephantidae. The record is from RefSeq and is a predicted model, not a curated record. Gene Ontology annotation, molecular function: G protein-coupled receptor activity; odorant binding; olfactory receptor activity. Gene Ontology annotation, biological process: G protein-coupled receptor signaling pathway; sensory perception of smell. Gene Ontology annotation, cellular component: membrane. The coding region runs from base 1 to 924 and encodes 307 amino acids.